CAUCCGUCAAAGCUGCCGCAUAGUUGUUCCCACAGGGCUCCGCCGUCGAAGCUUAUUUAUUGGCGUGAGCCGGCGGAGAUCUCUACGGGACUCUGGCACCGCAAAUCCGGCGGUCAGCAAGAAGGCCGUCCGUUGCCUGACUAUUGAAGCCCCCUGGCUUUCAGCUCGGCGCCGCCCACGCGGCACUCCCGGCGUUGGUAGAUCCAAAUUUGGGGCCUGGACGGUCCAACAGCCGGUCGGCGGAAGGAAGGAAAACACGUUGCCUGCGUCUGUGUGUCUCGCAUGUGGUAACGUGGUUGAAAUGUCUCGUUGGGCGCAUCCCGUUGCUUGUCGCGGCCUGAAAACGGUGAUGUCUUGAACCGAGAUGGGCCACUGGUCGUAGCUGGUGCUGCUUGGCCAUGCUAACUUGGGAGCUGAAUUUGUGUCCUUCCGCAGACCUGGCUAGACGGGUGCAUCUCGUUUUAGCUGUUUGGGUGUCAAGGGGUUUCUGCAUCGGCAUCCGCAUCGACAUCCAGAGCAUCGCCAAUGAUGACCGAGGUUCGCUCCAAAAUGACCUCUUCCUGUGCGAACGGCACUAGUAGCACUCUUAUGUUCCACUACUCAUACAGAUGAAGCUGGAUCUUUGUUCCCGAUACGUCCCAGCAUCAUGCGGGGUAGGCUGUUGGAGCGACAUCCACCUCCCCAAAGUCCAUUCUGUUAGCGCGGAUACAAUGACGGAUAUAUGACCGUUUCGAUUCCUGUGCAUUGUUGGGCGUUUUUAACCGUCGGCGUUGCGGCGCCGGUAGUGGCCGUUAGGUUGCCGUUGUUAUCGGCCGACGCGCAGCGACAAAUACCUGGCGCAGCGCAUGACAUCAAGGCGCCGUCGCGUCCGGAAGUGGCGAUGAUGUCACGCCAAAUGCGGUGGGACAGGCUGUAGCAUCGAUGUCAAAGUCGUCGGCUGGGCACCUGGAGAAGCGCUUCGAUGCGACCUCGAUGCGAUUCCGAUGCACCGUCUCAAACUGCCGGGUAGGCCAGGAGCAUGUGGUCGUGCUUGGCAUGGGCGGCUGUCAAUUGAGCAAACAUGCAGAACUGAAAAACGGCAGGCGCAGGCAAGACCGGCUUCCUAAUUUGUCUCCCUAGUACGAAGUAGGUUUUGUUCGGGGGCAGGUGCGUUGGGCGUUGGAAAAAUGCGAAUGGUGGGGUCUCACUUUCUUCGCGCACGUUGGUCGUCGGGAGAAUAUUACAGGUCUACCCCGACCUUGACUCGCCCACCCGCAUGCCAGUCCGUGGCAGCCUCAAUAAGAUCUUCAAGCCUGCGGCGCAUCAUCAUCACCGGUGCAGUCAGCUAUAUUGCAUUCAUAUGCCUCUCGGUCCAAGCCGGCCCAGUCCUCUGAGACUGCGCUGCAGCUGAGCGAACCGCCGUCAUGAAGUUCGCCAAGGAGCUGGAGCGGGAUGCGGUGCCAGAGUGGCGGAUCAAGUACCUCAACUACAAAGCUGGCAAGAAAUAUGUCAAGGGCGUGUCCCGGGCCAUCAACCGAACACCUCGCGGCCUGAGCAACCGGACGCCGUCCUUCUUCCGAUCGACGCCCGCUGGCCGAACGUCAGGGGCCGAGCAGUCCCAGUCCCACUCGGCAAGCAUCGCAGCUCGAGGCGCCCCGGGCCGGGCGCCGCCAUCUUCGUCUGAAGCACGGCCCAUUCCCGCGGCCUCCCCGGCCGAGCAUGAGGCUUUGAGAGGCGAUGGAGACAACCUUCAUUAUGGGAGCUUCGUUGCCACACCGCCCGUGUCGAGCCCUCUCAACCCCGAAGAUGGCCACCCCAAGUUUGAGCUCCCAGCUCCAGCUUUGCAUCCACCUCCGGACUCUCCAGAGCCAUCCCAGUCGACGGGCACGCUGCGCAAGAGCCUCAGCCGCUGGACGAUGACACGCAAGGAGUCCAAGGCCGCUGUUGCGGGCAUGCGCAACACCGCUCGCAACGACCAGGUCACAACACCGAAACGGCCAGCAACCGCGACCUUUGGCGAAUCGCCGUCGCGCAUCACCCGCAUCCUGUCUCACGCGUCGGCGACCCUGCCGAGAUCCGACACCACCGUCCAGAACAUCGACCAGGUACGACAGAAAGAACGUGAGUUCUACGAUUUCAUGGAUUCAGAGCUCGACAAAGUCGAAAGCUUCUACAAGAUGAAGGAAGAACAAGCUGGGAAACGCCUCACUGUCCUGAGAGAGCAGCUGCACGAGAUGCGAAAUCGACGCAUUCAGGAAAUGGUGGACGAUGAACAAGACGACAACGCCGCUCACAGCAACGGCCAUGAGAACGGUGGCGACAAGUCAAACGGCUGGGUCCAUCCAUUCAAGGCUAAAAUCUUUCCGCCUGGACCUAACUCUCAGGCACUGCGCAACAUGCCCCGGACGCCGUUUUUGCCGCCCAGCGCGUCAGCCGAGACAAGGCGCGACUACAGUCGAAGACCGCCCAGCCACGACGUCUCAUAUCGGACAGCAAAGCGAAAACUGAAACUGGCCCUUCAGGAGUUCUACCGAGGGCUUGAACUACUCAAGUCGUACGCGCUCCUGAACCGGACCGCGUUUCGGAAGCUGAACAAGAAGUUUGACAAGGCGGCAAACGCCAGGCCGCCCCUGCGUUACAUGACGGAGAAAGUCAACAAGGCGUGGUUUGUCAACAGCGAUGUGCUCGACGGGCACAUCAAGGCGGUUGAAGAUUUGUACGCUCGCUACUUUGAGCGUGGAAAUCACAAGCUUGCCGCCGGAAAGUUGCGCAGCCUGGCCAAAAAACCCUCUGAUGAGUCAGGCAGCUCCUUCUUAAACGGGUUCCUCAUUGGCGUCGCGAUAGUGUUCACGGUUCAAGGGCUCGUGUCCGGCGUCAAACUACUUUCUGACGUGGACGAGCUCGUUAGAUCGGAGACAGGCUAUUUGCUGCAACUUUACGGGGGCUACUUCCUCAUGCUCCUAAUGUACUCAUUGUUCUGCAUCAACUGUUUUGUGUGGACACGGAACAAGGUCAACUACCCUUUUAUCUUCGAAUUCGACCAGCGGAGCCACCUGGACUGGCGGCGCCUGGCCGAGUUUCCAAGCUUCUUCUUCCUGCUUCUGGGCAUGUUCAUGUGGGUGAAUUUCAGCCGGUAUGGGCGGGAAUGGGUAUAUACCACUUGCCCUGCUCUUCUCGUUGCAAUUACCGGCGCCAUCAUCUUGUUUCCGGCACCCGUGCUGGCUCACAAGAGUCGGCAGUGGUUUGUGUAUUCCCAUUGGCGCCUGUUGCUGGCUGGCAUAUACCCAGUCGAAUUCCGCGACUUUUUUCUUGGUGACAUGUACUGUUCUCUAACGUACUGCAUGGCUAAUAUUGAGCUGUUCUUCUGCCUGUACUCGAAUGAGUGGGUGGGCCCUGAUCAGUGCAAUUCUAAUCACUCGCGCCUUCUGGGUUUCCUCAUAACACUUCCACCUAUCUGGCGGUUUCUGCAGUGUCUACGACGUUACAAGGACACGCGAAACGUAUUCCCGCACCUUGUCAACGGCGGCAAAUACACCAUGACCAUUGUAUCGUCGGUCUUGCUCUCUCUGUAUCGCAUCCACGCUACAUCCACAACCUUCGCGUUGUACAUAACUUUUUCCAUCAUCAAUAGCGUCUACGUCUCGAUUUGGGAUCUGUUUAUGGAUUUCUCCCUUUUGCAAACACAUUCCCGGCAUUUCCUUCUGCGCGAUAUCCUGGCGCUGAAGCGACGCUGGCCCUACUAUACCAUUAUGGUGAUUGAUCCGAUACUCCGGUUUUCAUGGAUUUUCUACGCAAUUUUCACGCACAACGCCCAGCACUCUACGAUUGUGUCGUUCAUGGUGUCACUUAUGGAGGUUACACGCCGUGGCAUCUGGGCAUUGUUUCGCGUGGAAAAUGAGCAUUGCGCAAACGUGUCGCAAUACAAGGCGUCACGCGACGUGCCGCUUCCGUACCGCAUCGAGCCCCUGAUGGACCGCGCCAGCAGUGAAUCUAGCCCGAUGCUGGAAGACGAGGACCAGCAUCAUCAGGACGUCCCGCAGUCGGCCUCGACCUCCACAGCGGUGGCUAGCACCCUGGGAACGCUGAGACGUCGACCGGACACCGGCUCGCGCAGAUUCUCCAAGAUUCUGGCCGAGGCACACAAGCAGGAUUUUGAGAAGCGGCGUAAGCCCAUGGACGACUCGGUCGCAGAGGACGAAGAGCAGGACGUCAACAGUGAUGACGAGGAGGAAGACGAGGAGGACGCCACCAGACUCAUGGAAGUGCGCGAAUCGCGCCAGCUUCGAGGGGGUCUGAAAGAUGGAAAUGUAUGAUACCUGCAGCAUCGACUAUCGAGCAUGGCUUAUUGUACAUGGCAUUAUGCCCGGUGGUGCGAGGGUCACGCUAGUGUAAAGACGACUGCUCGGGUGUUGUGGCAUACAAAAAGCGCCUGCACUUGGUUCACGUACAGACAUUGAAUUGGACAUGUCCCGCGGGCGCCUCGCAGUGCGUGUCUAUCUAGCGUUUAUGGUGGAUCUCUAUGAUGGUGACGGGCCACGCAGUUGUUCAACCGCCUGCAUAUUCCUCCACACAUGGGAUGCCAUGACUGGCAAGUACAUAGGCAACGCAACUAGUGCUCCCACUCGCCGUCAAUCUUCUCCCAGUUGUCAAGGAAGCCCUUGAAGAACUUGAAGCCAAGGCCCGGGUCGAGGGCGCCGGUGGUGGCGCGGAUGGAGUGCAUGCUGAGCUGGGGGAUGCCCGCGUCGGCGGCGCGCACGCCCAUCAUGCUGGAGAGGGAGGGGCCGAUGGUGCCGCCGCUGCGCGAGUCGUUGCGGAUCUGGAAGUCCUGGG
Purpureocillium takamizusanense is the source of this 4809-nucleotide messenger RNA. It is a transcript of the gene SYG1, whose product is annotated as Xenotropic and polytropic retrovirus receptor 1. The coding region runs from base 1404 to 4292 and encodes 962 amino acids. The record is from RefSeq and is a predicted model, not a curated record. The transcript has 6 exons. Gene Ontology annotation, molecular function: inositol hexakisphosphate binding. Gene Ontology annotation, biological process: cellular response to phosphate starvation; phosphate ion transport. Gene Ontology annotation, cellular component: Golgi apparatus; cytoplasm; plasma membrane. Lineage: Eukaryota; Fungi; Ascomycota; Sordariomycetes; Hypocreales; Ophiocordycipitaceae.